CCUCUCAUCGCUGAGGUGACGUCACCGCGGCGUGACGCCAUCGCGUCGCCGGGGCGGUGAGGCAGAGGGCAGGUAGACAAGAUGGCGUCGCCCGGCCGCGGGUCUGGAGGUGGCGACGCGGCGCGGAUUUCGUAGGGGCAGGCGGUGGGCAGCGACCGCAGGGACAGCCAGAGCCGCCAGCUGGGGGCCGCCAGGCGCCGCGCAGGUUCUAAAUGGCUUCUAAGAAGUUGGGAUCCGACUCUCAUGGGCCUUUCAGUUAUCUUGAUGAUGUCCCCUUUAAGAUAGGAGACAAAUUCAGAACCCCAGCAAAGGUUGGAUUACCCAUUGGUUUCUGCCUACCUGAUUCUUCUCAGCUCGUCAGAGAAGCCCAGUAUGACUUCUCACUGGAAAAUAAAACAGUCGCGUGGGCUGAAGAUAUCAAAAAAAUUCAAGCUGCCCAGAGAGAAGCUGAACGCAAGGCAGAAGAAGCGCUAGGGACCUCAAAGGCAGUUCCAGAGGACAGCAGCAAAAUGGGGUUCUCAGAUGGACCUUGCCCUGAGGCCAUGCCUCCUCCUAUUAACCCCAUCCUUGCUAGCCUGCAGCACAAUAAUAUCCUUACUCCCACACCGGCCAACAGCAGCGCUGUGAAGCAAAAGGUUCUUAGUCCACCUUGUCCAAAAGCAGACUUCAACCCAGCUGAUUUUGAAUGUGAAGAAGACCCAUUUGACAAACUGGAAUUAAAAACUAUUAAUGAUAAGGAGGAGUUAAAAAAUAUUCUUGAAAUUCAUGUUGGUACUACUGGGCCAAUCGUUGCCCAGCUGUUAGAUAAUACUUUGCCCAAAGGAGGGUCUGAGUCUGUGUUGCAAGAUGAGGAAGUUCUGGCAUCCAUAGAAAGGGCCACGUUGGACUUCAAGCCCCUUCACAAACCCAAUGGCUUUAUCACUUUACCGCAGUUGGGAAGCUGUGAAAAGAUGUCCUUGUCUUCCAAAGUGUCCCUGUCCCCUAUCACUUCAGUGAGCAAUAUAAAAUCCCUGUCCUUUCCUAAACUUGACUCCGAUGAGAAUGAUCAAAAAUCAUCAAAGCUCACGAGCACUUUCCACAGCACUACCUGUCUCCGCAAUGGCACUUUGCUCAGCUCUUUGCAGACCUGUGCUCAGAGUAAAGCUAGUGAACUGAACGGACACCAUAUGGUUGAUUUUUCCGCUCUAAAUGAGGACAGUGGCAUGGAGACAUCGACAUUACCCUCUUCAUCCAGGCUGCCUUCUCUGGCUGUGUCAACAGUUUGUACAGAAGAAUCGUCAUCUCAAAGCACAGCGACUACGGUACACCCAGACUACAAGGAAACAGAAAUCCCUGUGGUAAUGCACCAAAAUUUCCCAGUGUCUAAAGUGCCCAAUAACACCAGCUGCACAAAGUGGUCGAGUGGCCCUGCUCCUGAGCUACAGCAGGUCCUCUCUGCUAGUGAGAGGCAGUGCGUAGAGACAGUCGUCAACAUGGGUUACUCGCCUGAGAACGUCCUGAAAGCCAUGAAGAAGAAGGGACAGAACAUAGACCAGGUUUUGGAUUACCUGUUUGCACAUGGACAGCUUUGUGAGAAGGGCUUUGAUCCACUUCUUGUUGAAGCAGCUUUGGAAAUGCACCAGUGUCCAGAGGAGAAGAUCACAGAACUUCUUCAACUAAUGAGUCAAUUCAAAGAAAUGGGGUUUGAACUAAAAGACAUUAAGGAUGUCUUAUUAGUACAUAAGAAUGACCGACACAACGCUUUGGAAGAUCUAAUGGCCCGUGCAGGAGCCAGCUGAAAAUUCAUUCCGGAAUUCGCAGUGUGCAACAGAGCAGGACCAGCCCCGCCACCUCCACAUCCAGUGUGACUCGCUCUCGGCAGGAAGGAGUCCAGCUUUUCACAUACAUGGGAGAGUGACUGAGCAAGCCUGCCUGCGUGCAUCACUCCAGCAUUGCUCUUUCCGCUGAGAGCCAACUUUCUUUCUUAAAUUAAAUUUUUAAAGUGUCCUUUCCUAAGUUUCCUUUUUCCAGCUUGGCCACGGAGAGUUUAGACUGCCCAGCCUCUACUGGAAUUGUACAUAGGUCGAGGUGGGAGUGGUGUUCCCCCUCUCACUCUUGCACUGGAGUUGGACAGGAGAAUACUAAGUUGGUUCUGAAACUAGGAUGCUUUGGUUCUUUGAAGCUGCUUUCUUGGUGUCUGCUUGUACUGAAUUACUUGACUGUGUCACAGUCCAGAUUAACUGGUUCAAUUUGACCUUUAGUGCAAUGGAGUUUUAUUUUUUUGGUUGAAAGUUAGUCUGUAACUUAGUAAAACACUGGUUCAGAAACUGUCGCUAUACAUAAAGAGAGAAGCUGUUCCUUUUGUGGGGAUAUUUUUGGGUUUUUUUACCCAUGCAUCAAACACUUCUGCCUGACGUGAGUGUCCAAUGCUGAGCGGUGUAUAAGUUCUCUUGAAACAGGUAAGCUGUGAACUCUACCUGGACCUGCAACUUCUCUUGGUUCUUGAACCUGACAGCAGAGAGCUGGGGCUUGGUGUUCUUAAUCCCCCAGGCUUGUAGGAUAUUUAAGACAAUGCCCUGCUAGGUAGUCAAUUAUCUUUUAUGUUUUAAAUAAUACUCAGUGUGAUGCAGGAGGUUUCUUUCAAGCACUUUCUUUAAAACAAAUAUACUCACUGCAUUAGUUCAAUUUCUCACACUGCUAUAGAAUUACAUAAUAACAUCUAGUAUUAGAAAUCAGGUUUGGGGUUGUUUUUGAUAUUUUGAAGUAUUACGUUGUACAUUGUUCAAGUUCUAAAUACAUAAAGUAUCAGCAGUUUGGGGGAAUCUUUAAAGCAAUUUGCUAAAUAUUUUGAUUCUGCAAAAGAGCAACUAAUAAAACUCUCAAAUAUAA
Messenger RNA from Columba livia (rock pigeon), 2868 nucleotides. RefSeq names its product ubiquitin associated protein 1 (gene UBAP1). Gene Ontology annotation, molecular function: ubiquitin binding. The record is from RefSeq and is a predicted model, not a curated record. The transcript is spliced from 8 exons. The coding region runs from base 213 to 1778 and encodes 521 amino acids. Gene Ontology annotation, biological process: ubiquitin-dependent protein catabolic process via the multivesicular body sorting pathway. Lineage: Eukaryota; Metazoa; Chordata; Aves; Columbiformes; Columbidae. Gene Ontology annotation, cellular component: ESCRT I complex.